AUGUUCCCACAUCUCGAUUUGUCUCGCUCGCGGCCGGUCAAUCUCGCGGACCGGUUGCACUACCCAGGUGGCCGCGCCGGGAAGAACAAGCUUGGCAAAGCCAUACGUUCCUGGAUAAGUAAGGUUAUAACGGUCAGUACCCCUCAGCUUCCAUACCCUCGAGCUCCACCUCUGUCCAAUAGACCUAUCCCCACCCCCACCUCCUCAGCUCCACCUCUGUCCGAUCGGCUUGUCCUCAGCUCCACCUUGGUCCGAUCGACUCGUCCUCAGCUCCACCUCAGUCCCUCGUCCUCAGCUCCACCUCGGUCCGAUCAACUUGUCCCGUACAGCAUCAACCAACACCAUCGAACUCUGGCCUCAGUAACCACCGGUGUCAGUAACCAGGAUCGUUGCUUGUUCGUCGUUGUCUUGUCACUCCAUCGUUCUCAGUCACUCGUCCUCAGCUCCACCUCGGUCCGAUCAACUCGUCCCGUACAGCAUCAACCAACACCAUCAAACUCUGGCCUCAGUAACCAGGAUCUUUGCUCGUUCGUCGUUGUCUUGUCGCUCCAUCGUUGUCGUCGACUCAACCCUUUGUAA
Puccinia graminis f. sp. tritici CRL 75-36-700-3 is the source of this 579-nucleotide messenger RNA. RefSeq lists its product as uncharacterized. NCBI's taxonomy places the organism in Eukaryota, Fungi, Basidiomycota, Pucciniomycetes, Pucciniales, Pucciniaceae. The coding region runs from base 1 to 579 and encodes 192 amino acids. The record is from RefSeq and is a predicted model, not a curated record. The transcript is spliced from 2 exons.